Molecule: messenger RNA, 3085 nt
Organism: Pyricularia grisea
Lineage: Eukaryota; Fungi; Ascomycota; Sordariomycetes; Magnaporthales; Pyriculariaceae
Exons: 5
Coding region: 1581-2438 (285 amino acids)
Molecular function (GO): protein binding
Source: RefSeq, a predicted model, not a curated record
CCGUUAAUUUGUUAUAUUGUCUUUUACCGAUCGCUGCGAUCAUACAAUUCCUAUCAACAGAUGGAGGGUUAAAGCAGCAGCAGCCCAGCUCUUUCGUUUGAGCCGUUUUUGGGGGACGAUCAAGUACCGAUUUUUUAUCAGCCUCGAAUCUUUUUGUUCCAAUUCAUCACCACCAGUGACAACGAUCAAAUGCUACCUUGUUCCCACCUUGGAAGUUUCGGAGCUUAAACUCUGAACAGCCAAGAAAUUAACAGCGAUAUUGUAUUUUGAGUCACAAUUUGCAGACAACUUCGUUCAAGAUUGGCAACAGUAUCACUCCUCCAACACUGCACACAAUGGACCGUCUCACCGCCCAGAUCGCGUCGAUGAGCUUCGGCCAGAACUGGGAAACGACUCCCAAAAUUCCACCAACCUGCAAGUCCUGUGCCAAAAAGAGUUCGUUGCUGAGAGUCGGGCCAGAAAACCGAAACGGCAACGCUGGGCGUCCCUAUUUCAAAUGCAAACCCUGCCACAAAUUUAUCACAUUCGCCGACGACCGGGGUACGAAACUCGACAGCUCGUUAUGCGAUUGCCGGGAGCCGAGCAGGCUCCAGGUCAAUGGGCGUGAUCGGACGCCUGCCUUUGGCCUGCAUUGCGUGUGCAAGUAUGGGGUGUGCAACUUCUAUAGAGUGAUGGUUGGGAAGGACGGGAACCAGCUGUGUGUGCUAGACGAAGCUAAGCGGGCUGUUUUGAUCAAGCGAAGGAUAAUCUAGGGAUUAUAUCUUCUGUGUAUGGAUACGCAUCAAAACCUCCAGGCAAAUUCACAAACUCCGAGCUGCCUUGAUAACUGAUAAGCGCGCCCAGCAACCCGGUAACGUAGUGAUUGAGCAUCAAACCGCUGGGCGAUAUAUACAACAAUAGAGGGGUGAAAAAGGCCGGAUAUCAUCUAGUCGCAAUGGCGGAGUCACCCACUACACUAGAGCUGGGUGCGUUCACCGGCACGUCAUGUAAAUGCCUUAAAGAAAAUCAAACUCUCGGAAGUGCGGUCCGACAAUGCCUAUGAAGUAGAUUGCUAAGGAGUUCGAAGCCCCUCACCAGGUCGCAAAGGGUGGUCCACCGCAAUGUUAGGGCGCAGCGAUGAUUGCUGCAUGGCGAUUGCAGCUGCUUUUCAUACUUGAUGAGUUGUCACAACCAUGGCCAAGUCCAGACCUUUCAUAUUGCCUUUCUCCGGCGCUGUUAGUGGAUUCUUGCGUUGCAUCGCAGCCAAAGUUUUGUACUGGUAGUCAGCAAUGGCUCUCUUGUCAAGGUGCCUAUGGCUCAUUCCCCGAAAGAGCUAAAUGGACUAUCGGAUACGACCCGUUUGCAAUUUUCCAUUGCUAUUGCGCAGAGAACGUGCUCCCUGCUCAUUGGUGUGCUUAGGGAAAACGCGAUGCUUAUAGGCCAACGCUGCCACCUAACCCGGCAAUGAGGAGGGUACAUGGCUGUACUUUGGCAACCGCAGUUUGCCAAUGAGUCCUCGACCGGCUCUCAAACUUGUCUUUGACAAGGUCAAGUGGCCAACAAAACUCACAACUCUGACGGACGCAUAAGCCACGCUCAAGAUGGAUACAUCGCCAGAACAGGCCUUGAGGGAUUCGCUGAAGAGCCUUCGCAUCAGUGGAGACUACUCCGACAUGACUAUCGUCUGCGGCCACGAUACCUAUCAUGUCCACAAAGCGAUUAUGUGCCCGCGCUCGAAAUACUUCGAGACCGCUUUCAAAGCGGAUAUGCAGGAGAACCGCACAUCCUGCGUAGACCUGUCCGACCAUAACCCAGAUGCAGUCAAGCUUGUGAUCGACUUCUUCUAUCUCACGGAUUAUGAGCCUUUGCACAAAAGCCCAGCCUGGGGAUUCGAGAUCAAGAAAGAACCUACGAACAUCGAGUUUCCUGCCGCUGCAGUUGCCGAGGCUGACGAUGUUACAGCCGAACGCGGGGAUCCUCCAGCAGAGCCCGAGGUUCAUGAUCCCUGGGAAGAGCCUCCCGCACCCAGAAAGGGCAAAAAGCAAAAGAAAAAGGGCAAGUCAAUCGCCAUGGACGAGCCAGCGGGCCCAUCAACCGAGGACCCUCACUCGGAGCCCAUCAGCCUUGCCGAAUCGCUGCUUGACAAAACCUUCCUCCUCACGCACUGCCACGUCUACGCCUUGGCCGAGUACUUGCAAGUCGGCGACCUCAAGGGUCUGGCAGCGCGCAAGUUUCGCGCCGAGGCUGAGAAGCAAUGGAAUCACCCAGACUUCUUCGAGGCGGUGCAGGAGGUCUACCGAACGUCGGUCCGCAGCGACAGGCUCCUGCGCGACAUCGUGGUUGAUGUUAUGAAGCAACGCAAGGAGUUGUUGGAUCGGUUUGAGUACCAGGAUGUUGUCAGCCAGCUUGAUUUGUCUUUUGAGCUGCUCAUGGCGGUCAAGACUAGGGGGUGGGGUUGAGGGCUUCUGAUGACAAGCGUUCGAUUUAAAGUUCCUCUCGAUCUGUGGAACCAGGUUAUUCGCAACUAGGUAUGUUGGCUGUGUUUGCCUGCGAUGUCCUGGCAGCUCACCAAUCCAUGUUCCUGUCAAGGCAGCACCUGCAAAAUUGCCUAAGCAAAUGGGUAUGGCCAGCUGGUGCAAAAAAGGACUUUGGACCCGAUGUGUGUAAAAUCACUUUGCCUAUCAAACGUGUUGUCUCCAAAACUCUGCAAAUCCCACAAUCCUGAACUGAUCGACACCCGUGAAGGGCCUCCUGCAUUUCGAAUGCUGGUCAGUGGCUGCAUGCCAGGCUCCCAAGUGGGGGACAAAAUUAAAUUGAUCGCCAACAGGCCAAAUCACGACCAUUCCUUUAAAACAUUGCCCAUUUAAUACGCCAUAACUUCAUCAUCUUGGGCUUUGUUUUCUUAAAAUAAGCUCCAAAAUAAAGCCAAAACCAAUCUGUCCUCAUAACCGACUUUUUGCUAUGCUGUGUAUUUUUCUCGUAGUGAAAUUAUCGUAAGAAGUGAAGUACUUUCCCGCGAUUAAUUUAAUUUUGCCCCCGCAUUUUCUAAGCUAUGCAGAGGCCUGCCAUUUGGGCGACUUAGAGCAAGACUGCAAGUUGAUUUAAG